UAGGAAGUACUGCAAGACUGUUGAGGUUCAUAUGAAGAUUUUCUACACUUCAGUUGACAGUCUGCUUUUCAUUCUUGAUGAAUGAGGGUAUGCGGCAUGGGUGGACACAUAGCAGAUGAUCAUGCGCGAGGAACACCCAGAACGAUUCAACUUAUGCAGAACUCAUCUUGAAGGAUGGAUUUUUGACGGGGUUUUAACGUUUAUGUUUGUAUUCAAACUUCUAUUCACAAACUGCAACUCUUCCGGAUCUUUGCAGUAGUCUUCAGAAAAGUCUGUCGUGGUCUCCUUGUGAGAGGCUGUCAUCAUGGCAUCAGCCAAGCUGAAGUACCUCUCUCUGGGGAUUCUGGUGUUCCAGACCACGUCCCUGGUGCUCACCAUGCGUUACUCGCGCACCUUGCAGGGCGACGGGCCCCGUUACCUGGCCUCCUCUGCCGUGGUGGUCGCAGAGUUCCUCAAGAUCCUCACCUGUGUGGGGCUCGUCUUCAAAGAUCAUAGUUACAGCGGCCGAGCGCUGAGCAGUAUUUUGAGACAGGAGGUUCUACACAAGCCUAUAGAGACGCUGAAGCUGGCGAUUCCUUCAGGGAUCUACACGCUACAGAAUAACCUGCUCUACGUAGCACUGUCCAACCUCGAUGCAGCUACCUACCAGGUGACAUACCAGUUGAAAAUCUUGACCACAGCCCUGUUUUCGGUUUCUAUGCUGGGCCGCAGGCUUGGGGUGUACCAGUGGUUGUCUCUGCUAAUUCUUAUGGCCGGCAUUGCACUUGUACAAUGGCCAGCAGACUCCCCGUCAGACCCACAGAAAGAGCAGCUGACUGCAGGCUCACAGUUUGUAGGGCUGGUGGCCGUGUUGGUAGCCUGUUGCUCUAGUGGGUUUGCUGGUGUCUACUUUGAGAAGAUCCUUAAAGAGACCAAACAGAGUGUUUGGGUCCGAAAUAUCCAGCUUGGCAUGUUUGGCCUGAUUUUUGGGAUCUUCGGGAUGUUGGCCUACGAUGGUGACAGAGUCCAAGAACACGGAAUGUUUCAGGGCUACAACAUGCUGACCUGGAUUGUGGUCGCUCUCCAGGCUCUUGGAGGGCUUGUGAUAGCUGCUGUCAUCAAGUAUGCUGACAACAUACUGAAAGGCUUUGCUACAUCACUCUCAAUUAUCCUCUCCACAUUCAUUUCAUAUUUCUGGCUUGAGGAUUUUGAGCCUACCAGUGUGUUCUUCCUGGGCACAGUAUUUGUCAUAAUGGCGACGUUUCUCUAUGGUUAUGAGAGCAAGCCGGCACCCAACCCAAGCAGGGCAUGAAAAGGGGAUGGACGAGGUGAAAGUGGAUGGAACAAAAGGAUGAAAUGAGUGGAAGGACAGAGAAGAGGAGAGGAGGCGUAGAGAGCAGGAAAAAAGGAUUGAUACAAGGUUGGAUAACAGGCUGGGCCACUGCUGUGCAGUGCUGAGCUGAAGCACACUGGGAGAAAUGCUCUGGGUCUCUGGUCUCAGUGAAACUCACGUCUUACGUGAAAAACUUUAAUCGGCGCUGAUCACAUUAAUGGGUGAUGGACUAAAAACACUUCAUAGCGUGCCAUUUUCAAAUGUUGCUGGAGACCUUUUUUUGGACAAUUAGGACUUGAACCAUGAGCACAAAACUUGUGCGGCUUCAUCUUCAAGGGGCAAUGGCUGCUUUUGAUUCGCAAAAGUGGCCUGCAGUAAUUUGCCACAAAUGAAACUUGAAUCUCUGCAAUGGAUGUUACUAAGGGGGUCGUUUCGUCACUGUAUUUUUGUCAUUAUUCAAACUGCUUAAGUCCUAAAAAAUAUUUUAUACUAUUUUAAUUGACUGAGUUGCUGGGUUAGUUUCUUUGCUGUAGAAAUUAAGGGAAUAAGGGAUCUUUUGUGAAUAGAAUGUAAACGUUUGAUAUUAUUAUUAUUAUUAUUAUUAUUAUUAUUAUUAUAAUGAAAAUUAUAACAAUACUUAAGAUGAUACCAGCCAGUCAGUUUGUGGGAUGUUGUGAUUAAUUUACAGAUUACCUCUGUCACCAGGCAACAAAGAAUACUUGAGUUACUCCGUUAUAUAUGCAAGGAAGUGCUUUUUUUUUUUUAGCGACUUUGCACUGUGUGAAGCUAUAUUAGUAUCUGGUGAGGAGUAAUAAUAAAUCAGGUGCAUAAUUAGCUUUUCUUUUUUCAAACAAUACACACAUUUUCACCAGGGCAGCACAAAAUUGAAAAGAAAAGGCAUGGCAUUUUUUCAAAAGGUGUAAAAACAAUGCAUGCAGUCACAGCUUGAAAAAGGUAAUUAAUUAAAAAGGCAAAUAGAUUUUCCAGUCAGGACAACUCUAGCUGCCCCAGUCCUUCACAACACACUGUGAACCUCAGAAUCAAUAAAAUCUACGGUGACCUCUG
Molecule: messenger RNA, 2377 nt
Organism: Onychostoma macrolepis
Lineage: Eukaryota; Metazoa; Chordata; Actinopteri; Cypriniformes; Cyprinidae
Gene: slc35a3a
Product: solute carrier family 35 member A3a
Exons: 9
Coding region: 305-1291 (328 amino acids)
Biological process (GO): pyrimidine nucleotide-sugar transmembrane transport
Cellular component (GO): Golgi membrane
Molecular function (GO): UDP-galactose transmembrane transporter activity
Source: RefSeq, a predicted model, not a curated record